Amoebophrya sp. A25 is the source of this 179-nucleotide messenger RNA. NCBI's taxonomy places the organism in Eukaryota, Dinophyceae, Syndiniales, Amoebophryaceae. The record is from the annotation of a GenBank genome assembly.
AUGAAAAAAACUUCUAAUUAUAUCCUAGAUCCGUUAGUAGAUACAGAUGACGACAACUUUUUCGUGGGUCGCCGUGAGAGCUGCAGACAUCUCCAGCAGGGCCAGACGAGCAAGGAGAGGAGAAAACCAAGUUCCUCCCCAUCAAGAACAUUGAAACCUCACCCCUUGGAACCGCAAGC